Poeciliopsis prolifica (blackstripe livebearer) is the source of this 11648-nucleotide messenger RNA. RefSeq names its product vitamin D3 receptor A. The transcript is spliced from 10 exons. NCBI's taxonomy places the organism in Eukaryota, Metazoa, Chordata, Actinopteri, Cyprinodontiformes, Poeciliidae. Bases 768 to 2030 code for a protein of 420 amino acids. Gene Ontology annotation, cellular component: nucleus. Gene Ontology annotation, biological process: positive regulation of transcription by RNA polymerase II; cell differentiation; negative regulation of transcription by RNA polymerase II. The record is from RefSeq and is a predicted model, not a curated record. Gene Ontology annotation, molecular function: nuclear receptor activity; vitamin D response element binding; zinc ion binding.
CCGCCGCGCAUCUGUAACAUUUACACACAGCUUGGGAUAAUUUCGGGGGACAUUUUCAACAUACCGUUGCUGGUAGCUGAACUCAGCUUUUCUCUUUCUUUUUGGCUGCUAGCUUAUCUCUGAGACUGCAUUGUUGUUCUGUCUUGGUUCUGUGUAUAUGCGCGCAGAGGGGGGAAGGAUGGAAAAAAAACUCCUUAUAAAUGUAGCAAAUAAAUAUGGCCGUGCGUCCUGGCACAUGGACAAUUCUUCUCGCAACCGGACUUAAUUCGUGUCGCAAAUGGAUACGUCUGUGUAGCCUGCUGCUAAACAAGCUUUCCCCCCACUCGUGUGUUUGUGUCACACCGCUGUUAUGGUUUCACUAUUCAUUUUUUUUUUACUCAAAAUUGCGCAGUGAGCUAGGGGAGCCAGCAGCGGGCAAUUAUAGCUACAACUUGAAAGUUUUGGUUGAAUGAAAGUGUUGUAUGGGUGAGCGUGUGUCCACAUGACCCUUAACAAAGCUCCAAAACCUCAUUCCCAGAGUGGGUUUCUGUUGUUGUUGUGUUUUGCGGCUAAUGAUCCAACAAAGCAACCAGUGGGUGGUCAGAUUUACAGUCACGUUAAAGUCUUGCUUUGAAACGGAGGGAAACGUUUUUUCUGCUAACCGCGACGAAGUUGCUGAAAAACCUUGCCUUCAGCUUAAUUGUUUUGGGAAAUUCGGCGACCUGGCUUCAAAAAUUGGGCCCCCCUUUGGAACUCCACAAAGUGAAGGUUGAUAUGCCACAUCAGUGAUGGAGCCCAUGACGGUGACAACGUCAGUGGUUGGACCCGAUGAGUUCGACCGCAAUGCCCCACGGAUAUGCGGCGUGUGCGGAGACAAGGCCACCGGCUUCCACUUCAAUGCCAUGACCUGUGAGGGCUGCAAGGGCUUCUUUAGACGCAGCAUGAAGCGCAAAGCCUCCUUCACCUGUCCGUUCAACGGGAGCUGCACCAUCACAAAAGACAACCGGCGCCACUGCCAAGCAUGUCGUCUUAAACGCUGCAUCAACAUCGGCAUGAUGAAAGAAUUCAUACUGACAGAUGAGGAAGUGCAGAGGAAAAGGGAAAUGAUAAUGAAGAGGAAAGAAGAGGAGGCAGCCCGGGAGGCACAGAGGCCACGUCUGAAUGAGGAGCAGGUGCGGAUGAUCUCCAGCUUGGUGGAAGCUCACCAAAAGACCUACGAUGCCUCCUAUUCUGAGUUUUCACGCUUCAGGCCUCCAGUGCGUGACGGCCCGAUAACACGCAGCACCAGCAGAGCCGCCUCCCUUCACUCGCUGUCUGACGCCUCCUCUGAUUCAUUCCAUCACUCACCUGAAUCUGUGGACACCAAGAUGCACUUCUGCAACUUGCUGAUGAUGUACCAGGAUGGACUGUGCAGUCCUGACUUCUGCGAGGAAGACGCCAAGCACUCCAUGCUGCCCCACCUCGCCGACCUGGUCUCCUACAGCAUUCAGAAAGUCAUUGGAUUUGCCAAGAUGAUACCAGGAUUCAGAGAACUGACCGCAGAGGACCAGAUUGCUCUGUUGAAGUCGAGUGCCAUUGAGAUCAUCAUGCUGCGCUCAAACCAGUCGUUCAUCCUGGAGGACAUGUCCUGGAGCUGCGGUGGAUCCGACUAUAAAUACUGCAUCAAUGACGUCACAAAAGCCGGCCACACCCUGGAGCUGCUGGAGCCGCUGGUGAGGUUCCAAGUUGGUCUGAAGAAGCUCAAUCUGCACGAAGAAGAGCAUGUGCUGCUCAUGGCCAUCUGCCUGCUGUCUCCAGACCGGCCCGGCGUUCAGGACCACGCCCGCAUAGAGCAGCUGCAGGACCGUAUGUCGGAGACCUUGCAGGCCUACAUCCGGGUCAACCACCCGGGCGGACGCCUCCUCUACGCCAAGAUGAUCCAGAAGCUGGCCGACCUGCGCAGCCUGAAUGAGGAGCACUCCAAGCAGUACCGCUCGCUAUCUUUCCAGCCCGAGCACAGCAUGCAGCUCACCCCGCUGGUGCUGGAGGUGUUCGGGAGCGAGGUGUCAUAGCUGAGGAGGAGGAGAAGAAGGAAUCCUUUUUUUUUUCUUUUUUUUCCCCCUUCUACACAGACUCAUUAAGCACAGGAUGAUUAGCAAAGUCUGCUGCUUUCUCCUCAAUUCAAAACAAAGGUUUUCACAACCCCCACACUCUGACUCUCCGGACGCUCAGGAGGCAGGUGGAUAAUCACAUCUUCCCCUCUGUCUACAUCUCUUUCGUUACUCCUGGCUUGCAAAAACCAAACAUCAGCCAUAACUGGAUAUCUGGAUUUAUAGAAUAGAAGUCUGCUGCUGGAUCACCAGAAUCUCAAACUUUGUUUUCGUUUUGUUUUGUUAUCUUUCCCCCACUUGCUCGUUUUCAUCCUUUCCACAACUGUGGAAUCCAAAUGUUUUCCAUCACUGGAAUCUACUCCUUGUAACACUUUCUGAAAGUGAAGACAGCUUGAUAGAUGUCAUUUUCCUCUCACCAUCAUUCUCAUCAUCAUCAUCAUCAUCAUCAUCAUCAUCAUCAUCAUCAUAACUUUCCCACAUGUUCACAUGGCAACAACAGCACUCAGAUUUGCAUCUCUUACUCAUCUCUCAGCGAUGGACUCUUAUGUAAAUAACUAUGAAAUUUUGUUGGCUUACAAAUUCUAACAAAAUCAUCCAAAAAAUAUUGAGCGAGCUGACACGAAGUAGAAACACUUUUGGGUCACAAUGGUAGUUGAGCGAUCUAUAAAUUAUGUGUUAUGUGAAAGAAGAAAUCUUAAAUAUUCAAAACAUAUGAAGACAAAUCUUUCUGCAGAAUUUUUUUAGUUUGAGAAUGAUGGUGCACUUUUUGAAGAAAAAAAACAAGAGGAUACUGGGUAAUCAGAUGGAAGGGGGUUUUACAUUUGUAAAAAAAAGAAGAAUGUAUGUAUAAUUCUACAUAGUUAAAUAUGAUAAACAUAAGAUAUAGAAGUCAAACAUUAGCUAAUAUUUGACUUGUACUGUAUAUAGACAGAAAUACUUCUGAGGGUGCUUAAUUAUAAAAGUAAUAAUAAAGAGGAUGUUAAGGCCUCUCCUCAGAUACGUGUAUAUGCAACAUGUACACACAUGCACUGACGUGCUAUGAGGAGUCGCUCUAUUUUUGCUAAAUGUGUACCGCGUGCAAGAGUAUUGAUGGACCACAAGGGGGUGUGUGCACAGGCUCUGACUGAACCACAACAAAUGCUCUUUGUUGUGCUCUUCUAUUUUUUUUUUUUUUUUGGACCUGUGAAGUUUGUAGGCUGACAUACACAAAGAUAAUUUCCUGUUUUGUGGAUGGGUAUUUUUUCAGAAAACAAAGAAAAAAAAAACAAACAAAAAAAAAAUCUAGUCAUUGGGCUGGUUGGAUUGCUGCUAAGACAGAGCUUAGAUAGUUGGACAGAAACCAGCUGCCAGCUGUUGCCUCAGGGAAAGUUUGUCUGAUGAUAAUGUGUAUUCGGGUUUUUACAGCGUGCAUGUAUGUGUUUGGCGUAAGCUUACAAUCAUGAGAGGGAGAUUUCGAGAGUUUUUGAAGCUCAAGGCAUCACUGUGAUUUGUAAUCAUACUGAAUAACAGCAAAAGGAAGCUAACAGAUUAAUGUUUCUGGAAGAAAAAAACUAACAAAAUUCUCUAUUUGAGAAACAAAAAUUUAUGAAAUUAUUUCACAUGGUCAGAUUGUCUUUAAGAGAAUAUAUGUAAUACAUUUUUAGAUACACAAUCAUUCUGAAUAAAUUAGUAGAAACCGUAAAUUGAAUGUUUUUAAGGAUAAGGCAAACAUUCUAGAGCAGUGGUUCUUAAACAUUUUAUAACUGUAAAUAUUCUGCAAUAAGACUGAAAAAUGAAGAAAAGGUUCACCUGAUGUUAGAAUUCAAAAUGUGGAAAGUCUGCGUUCUCUCAAAAUUCAAAUUAUGGUUGUGAGUGAAUGAUGCAGCAAUCACAGCGCCACAAAUAUUGUUCUUGAUAACUUCAUUUAAUCAGAUUUCCAGAUUUACUGAUAUUUAUCUAUAUUCUCAAUGAACAAACUGAAGAAAAUUUGUGAAAAUACUAAUCCUGACAAUAGGGACAGUUUUAGAGGUUAUUAAACAUUACUAAUUUGAAUUUGUCAAGACAACAUUAAAUGGAAAUCUUAUAAGAAGUUUAUCACAAUUAAUGAUAAACGAUAUGAUAAAAGCCCACCCUUGUAGAUGGUGACAAAGUGCCCUCCAAUUGAUUUUUGGGAUCAUGUGUUACAUGUGCAUAAGCAAACAUUAGACAUUUUGUUUCAUAAAUACUACUAAAAAUUGUUAGUUUUGCUAAAGCUAGCCGAGGUGCUAGCACCGGUACUUGCAUGAACAUUUGAGAACCACGGCUCUAGAGGAGUAGCAGACUGUAAUCACAAAGGGCAGAGACACAAACAUGAAAAGGACUUUUAAAUGGAUGGAAAUAAGUUCAGCCUCCUACCUUUGUGUUGUCACAUUUAUGUCAUUUCAAUACCAGCUGCAUAAGCAAAGGUAGUUUUUAUCACUACAUAUCAUAUUGUUUCUGUUGAUAUGGCGCAUGCUCACACCUCAUGCAGGCCUGAAUCACCCCCUUGUGGAAAAAAAACAAACUUUGUAAAUACCACUUUCUUAGACUGUACAUAGAAUCUGAUGUAGGUAAAUUACUAAGAGGAGUAAGUCGUUGACGGGAAGGUGCUUUGGAGAUACUAGGCUAUAUGCAAUUAGAGAAACUCUUACUGUGUAUUCAACUUUGAGUGAACAGAGCUGUUUAAUAUGACUGACUUAAUGAGUCGUUUAUGUCACAUAUAAUAUUGUAUCAUGAAUAUGCUGGAGGGCUAGGAUCAGCUUCCAUCUAACGCCAAAUAUGAGCUUUUGAUGUAAUCCUUUAAUAAAGGGAUGGAAAUAAAAAAUGAUCUUAAUUUAAAAUGAAUUGAAUAUUCCCAUAAUACUAUAAUCACGCAAAGCGACUCAGUAAGUUCUCAAUAUUAGGCAACUUUUUGUCCAUUCCAAGAAUUCUGGAUGUAGGUCUUUCCUCUCUUGUUCAAUCAAAUAAGCUUUCGAUGAUAUAUAUACAUAGUACUUUCAUUUGGGUAAUUAUCUUAUUUCUUCUCUUUGUCAAGAUUGUUGAUUUGCAUCCUGCUGCAAUGCUUGCGCUUGGCUUUCUGCUCGGGAGCGCUGUUGAAUGAAGCCGGGAUGAUCAGUGUGUGUGGAUCUAUGGAGCCUAUCCCAAGUAUUUUAACUCGACAAGGAAAAGCAAAAACGUUUGCUCAUUCAUGUCAUCAUCUGUAAGAACUGCAGUCCACAUAUGCAUCAUUUCUAAUUUCUCAGACCGCCAAGUGAUCAUCAAUAACACUGCCUCAACUGGUUGGGUACGAGACGUAUCUGACUACUAGCUACGGCGUGCCUCUUUGUUACCUUUUGGCUGGUUGAUGAACCAGCCUCUUUGUUCAUCAACCAGCCAUGUUUCCAUCUCUUUGUCUGUUUUGUCAUCGUCUUCAACAGCCAGUUACAACAACUUUUCUCUGCAUAGCUUUAAGUUAGCAGCCAACCAAGUUCUGCUCUGGAAAUCCAUGACACACUCAAGAAUGGAGGUCCUAGGAUUUGAAAGAGCGCCGUCAGUUUGGACCUCAACAAGACUGUGUAGAAUUUGUACAAAGGUCAUACGAGAUCAAGUGUUUUUAAACUACGAAAACGUAGAAACUUGCCGUACAAGCAGAGCACUUAAGAGACUGACCGAUGGACAGACGUCGCCUCAGAUGUCGAGUUGGGACAUUGUCAUGCUUUGUACUCCGUGACUCAAGGUUCUGAUUUUUUUUAACAAAUUGUGGUUUGUUUGGUAACGAUAGUCGUAUAAAGACUUUUUACAUUCAGCAUCUACAUCACAGAAUGCAGGACAGGGCAACAGGGGGGAGAAUCUGCAGUUUUAGGGGUACAGUGUGACGCAUCAGUUAUAUCUGGAUCAAAUUUAGAUGUCUACACUCCUUGGACAAAAAUCUUCUUGCAGUUUUCACACCAUUUUAUAGCAUAUUUGUAGAUCUGAUUUGUUAGUGCCCCCAAAUUCAUUGAAGUCUCUCCCCUCCUGAAGCCCUCGUCCCUCUCGAACCAGGUCAGCAGCUCCACCUCAGUAGCCUUAUUUACAAAGACCUCACUAAGCUGGAAACAUUUAACAGAUUGCCUCAGUGAUUUACAGUAUAGACUUUUCACAAUAGCCUUUAAAGGGAACCAAACAUAAACUUCUACCACACACACGCAAACACAUCACGACUCUCUCCUCAGAAACCUUCUGUGUUUUCAACCUCAAGUCGACUGCAAACUCUAAAGCACUUAUUGCAUAACAAGGGACAUCCGGUAGAAUUUGCUAGUCAGUAUUCAAGUGGAUCCCAAUGUUUCUAAAUGUUAACUCUCUGCUUUCCCUUCUCUUCUUUGUUUGUCUCUGUCCGUGUUCUGCUGAGCUUCGGCACCGCGUUUAACCAAAAAUAUUACCUCUCCUGUCUGCACAUAUAAAUAUAUAUUUUUGGGGGAGUUGCAGCAUGAUUGUGUAAUAUAGAAAACAAGUUUUUAUUUGAACAAUAAUCUAGAGGUUUUUAUGUUUGUAUAUUUACAGUAGAGUUUUUUUCUUUUUCGAUGCUGGAUUAUUUUUCUUUUCAUUUUUUUUUUUUUUUUAUACCUGAAAUUGGUACGAAUCUUAAAUCUGCAGUGUGUAACUUUAACUCCCCCUUCUGGCUGAUAGAUGAAUUACAAUAUAGAUAUAUGGAUGUACAGCCAGACAAUUUCACUGCUUUCAUUCGUACUAUAACUCAUAAUUUUUAUUGCAAUUAAAAUCGUUAUAUAUUGGUAUAGAUAUGCAACACCUGACACUUACAGAUUUAUUUAUUGUGCAUUUAAAAGUUUAAAAAAUUGAAAAACAUCAGAGUUGCAUCAUUCCAUUAGAAGUCUUAGACAGUAAACACUGUAUUAAUUUUGUUUUUAUUUUUUUGCAUGGUAAAUUAGCUUACAGAGCAGAUUCAACAUUCGCAGGUCCUUGCAUGUUCAUUACUCCAGUUUUAAUGUCAUUAAAAGGGGGUCGUUCUUGCACUUUCUCACUGACUGAAGUGCAUGUUUAAACUCCCUGCCUGGUAACUAAAGCUUCGUUCACAUAGCAAUUUAAAGCGCAGGUAAUUGUCUGAUCCCCAUGUGUGACAAGAUCUAUUUUGACUGAAAAGCAAAACUCUUGUAGGUAAUUGGACCUAUAGAAACAGCUCUCUGUAUCUUACUGCACCUGCUUUUAAACAACCGUUGAUUGCCAUUGUAGCAUCAGUUCAGAGCAAAACCCUGUAGUGUUCUCUCACAGAACACUUAGAAAUGCCUGAGAAAAAUACUUGUGCCAUGUGUAAAAUGCUUUAAUUUCUGUUGAGCUCUUUAUGAAGUGUUAUUUUUGAUAAUAUGCAGCUGCACUUAUUAGCACCCCUGGUAAACAAGGGUAAAAUGAGCUAAGAUAAGCUUGUCUUUUAACCCUCCCGCGUUUUUAUUGCAAUGCUCAUUGAGGCGGCACAUGUGACCGUGAGGAGGCAGGAGCAAUUAUCCCAUCAGAUCGUCAGUUCUAGAAACCACAACAACAAUCAAAGCACUUAUGUCGCUUGGGGGUUCUGCGCACAGCGAAAAGCUUCUGGGGUCCAGUUGACUCCAUCUCUUAAGACUGCAGGAGGGUUUUGUUUAAUGCAGAAGCAUUAUCUCACACUGAAGAAGGAGGGAAGUUCAAACAAGUCAUUUAAAAGUCCCACAUUAGAAAAAAAAUAAGGAAUACUAAUCACAGAAAAACAUAUUUAUGCAUAUUGAUGCCCCAGGGAAAAAGAAAGACAUGAACUCACAUCUUUAAAAAAAGCUAAGUAUUAACGUUUCCACCUGUGAUUUUGUCCAAUAAAAUAAUUUUUUAUUGAACAAAUGAAUUUUUCCGAUUAAAAAGUUUACCAAUACAGAAAUUCAGAGGAGUUCUUCAGCUGCAAAAAAAAGCAGACCACAGGCUUUGAACGUCUGCCAGGGGUGCCACUAAAUAAGGUGAGGUCUGUUGAUAAAGUAGGUUACAUAUACAACCAUAAAAGACUAAAUAGUAGAUGAUAUUCUUCAAAAGCUACGAAACUAACAGCUGCAUUGCCGUUGGAUGAAAACCACCUUUGUGCAGCUAGUGCCAAAACUUUUAGCUCAGCUGAAACGUUGAGCUGAAACAAUUUGACGUUUAUUAGUGUAAGACAAGGAGAGCUGUAGACUUUUCUCUCGUUCAUGUCGCUCAGCCGGCUGGUUGAGUUUUUGUAACAUUGGGAUCCUGAUUUAGUUGUUCAUCACCAAAAGUAGCUUUUUUUUUGCUUUGUUUUUGCAGCCAGACACACACAAAUACAUACACACACACACUUUCACAUUUAUAGUGCAGCCUAUCACGCUCGGUACUCUGCCUUCUGUCGCUCACCUCUAACUGAUUCUGAUUGGCUGAUUUAGUUGGUGCUGUGAGUCCAUUUGAAGACAACCAGGCCACUUUGUUCCUGGAAGAGUUUUUUUUUUUUCUUUUUGUGAAUGAGAUAUAUUGCCAGCUUCACUUAAGUCAAAAUUUAGCACCUCAAACUGCACUGUGAAAAAGGAUCCAACCCUUCCAGAUUUCCUUGGUUUUUGCUUGUUUUGCCUCACCUAAAUGUUUAAAGUCAUCAUUUUCAGACUUUGACUAGGCCACUCCAAGUUCUCCAUUUUGGGGUGUACUUUCUGGUGUUGUCCUGCUGUAUAAUUUCAAGAUGUGCUUAAACUUAAAAAACAUGAAUUGGACAUCCUGUUUCAGCUGAAUCCAUCCUGUUCCUGAGGAAGCAAAGCAUUGUGCUCUGAGCUGUUAUUCUCAGAUUCGGUUUCAUAGAUUUGUGCCCACAUUUUCCUAAAGUUUUACUGUUUUUCAGAUCUAGGGAUAUUUUUCUAAAAGUCUUGGAAUUCUUGGCUAAUGUAGGACUAAUAUGUUCCUUUUGAUAAUUGGUGGUUUGGAGUUGAAAUGCCCCUCAGGUGGUCAUCUUUGCCUAGUUUCUGUCUUGCUGUUGAAUCAUGAACACUGACCUUGACUGAGGUCGGUAAGCCCUUCAGGUGUUGCUCUGGUAGUUUUGUGACCUUGUGGGUGAGUUGUUGAUGAGUAAUUCUGUUGGUUCCUGGGAAGCUUCACCACUCUUCCAUGUUUUCACCGUUUGUCUACAGUGAUUCAGUGUGGUUCCUGAAAUCCCAAAACUUUAGAAAUGGGUUUGUAAAUAUUCCCAGACAGACGGACGUCAAUGACCCUGAGUUUCCCUUGCGUCACGAUUUAUUGCUAUUUGACAUCAUUCAGCCUACUUUAUGUUGUCAGACAGGUACGACUUGAGUGAGUUUUUGAUCUGAUAGCUAAUCAGAGUUGGGUGCUGGUAAUAAAUCCAAACUACAUGGUUUGUAUGGGUGCUUCAAAUCCUUGAAAAUGCUUGAAUUUCAAUUAGGUGUUUUCAACAUUUGGAAAGUACUUCAUUUUUGUACAAAGUCCUUAAAAGUGCUUCUGCACAGUUUUGAUCUGUGUAACAACUUUAUUGAAACUGUUGAAUUAUUGUUUUGUUUUCAUAUCAGUCAGGUGUGUUGGGUGUGUGAAAGAGACAUUUCAAAACAUAAAAUUGUGUUGCAUUUUAGCUUACUACUCAUUGAAACUGACUUCUUUAGUUCAUUUGUAUUAUUUUUAUCUUCAGUGUUUGGCGCUGACAAAGUUUGGAAGUUUACCUUGAUAAUGCUUGAAAAGUGCUUGAAUUUUGGGAAAAUGUACAAACCCUCAGCCUAGUUUUUGGCGUUAAUCAGGUGAUUCAUUCAGCAAGAUAAAUAUUUGCUAAAUGGUUCUUCAUUCAAGGUCUAGGUCCUUCGGAUAAGUUUUCACUCUUAAUAAGUCAUAGUUUGAGCACUACCUUUCAUAUUUCCUCAGAUCAUCUUUGUCUGAUGUAGCAAUCUGUUCAGGUAAAACAGUGAUGUCAUCAAAAUUGUGAAUGUCAUUAAAAUAUUAAUAAUUAGCAGUCUCUGCAUUUGAUGACUCCUUCAUAAGAUUAAAUAAUAUUGAACAUAUUUUAACAUUAACAAAAUAACUGCUUUGAUUUGAUCAUCUGAUGGAUUGCAUUCCAAAACUUACGACCAAAACAUUUAAGUGUGCCAAAAAGAAGACAUCUUUAAGGGGUAUGUCCUUUUUUCAUUGUGCUGUAGCUUCAAGUGGAUCUCACAUUUUUCAACCUUUUUGAUUGAAAGUGUUUGAACUAAAACUUGUUUGACCUUGAGAAGAGCAGCUGCAUACAAAGUCUCUGUUUCCUUCCUGUUAGCUGAUUGUUACCGUCUGCUCUGACUCCAUUUCUCUGCUACCUCUAAAUAUGCGCUUGCUUGUUCACACACAUUAACACCUGCACUUCAAUACUGACUGAAGCAGACAGUGAACACACACUCAUUCAGACAAACACACGUGUGCACUUCUCGUUCUCUCACCAGCAGUUUUUUGCCAAUGAUGCACUCGUGUUUUUUUUCUAGUAAAAUGUUCUGCAAAACAAAUGAAGUCUGAGAAGUGAUUAAUCAGCUUAUGUAUCUCUUUUUCUUGCUGUUUUUUUUUUAUUAUUAUUAGCAAAUCUAUAUAAUACUUGGUUUGGACAAGUGAUUUAACGUAAAUUGAAUUGUAAAUCAUGUACAUUUCAAAAAGCUUAAUGUCUUUUUCAAAGGAAACACAGAACUGCACAUUGUGCUCAGCUCAGUUUUACCUUGGUGUGCCUAAACCCACAGCCUUAUUUUGGGACUAUAUCAGGGGUUUUCAACCAGAAUUCAAAACGUUCUGUAUCGUCUUUUUCUCUCUUUCUCUCUCUCUUCAUAUCCACAUGUAUGUUAGUUUGUAACAAGCCAAAAGUAGCUCUCAUGGAGGCACAUUCCCAUCACAGGGAUGUGCUCAGUCUUGGUUUAUGAUGGCUGGGAUUCUCUUUUAUUUAUUCCCCUUAUGAGGAUACAUCCGACUAAUCUUCAGUCAGAUAACCUAAAAAAAGAAUACGACUUGUUCUGAUGUGGCAAAGUGUAAUAAAAUUCAGAGUUUUUAUGUGAUUUGACUUAAUUUAAGCUUGUUUGUACGAAUGUCCUGUAAACAGACAUGUCCUAAUAAUUUUGUGUGCGAGAAGCAAAUGUUUUAAGUCAGUUUAUUUAAUGAAGAGUCCCAAGAUGAGUAUCUUUAUCCGCUGCACUUGCACACACCACCAUGCAGUAGAAGUCACCAGACCGUAGCGCUUCUAGCUAAAAUCAGAACCCACUGCUGCCAUGGCGAUGCUGUUAAUGAUCUUAUCAAUAGCCGUAUAGAAACAAAAUAGUGUUGCACAAGAAGUACCUUAACCAGUGUCUAUUUUUGGUCAAAUCACCGCCUGUCUGUCUGUUGUUUUUUUUUUUUUUUUCUUUGUUUUUUGUUUCUACUUUUAUUUAUUUUGGUGUUGCUCCUUUUGCUCCCUUCAUUUAUAAGCAAAUUCUUUUGAUUACCAUUAUUGUAUGUAGUAAAAUAUUAAUAAUGUUUUUUUGGGGGGGGGGAUCACAAAUAAAACAGCUGUACAUAAUGAUGCAAACCCAAGCUGGAUCUGUUUGACUUUUUUUGUUUCUUCUUUUUUAUUUUUGGAAAUGCAAAACUGGUAGAGAUGUCUAAAUAAAUGCA